CUCUUUUUAUGUAGCCUAACUGUCAUGCAUGCCUAUUCCUGUAAGUAGAUGUGCCUGUCUGGCAAGAAGUCUAGUCUAACAAGGACAGAAUACAUGUAAAGCAUACAGUUAACACCAGCCACACCAUUAACUACAUCUUGUCAUGGCUGUGGUGGUACUCCUUGCUUUGCUGCUUCUACCUGACUAUCCGAAAUCUUCUGGAGCUCUGCCAGACAUAGACAACCAGGCCUUCAUCACUGACUGUGUUACAGUUCAUAACCAACUCCGCUCCCAGGUAAACCCGCCUGCAAGUGACAUGCUCUAUAUGACUUGGGACGAGGCUUUAGCUAAAACAGCCAAGGCCUGGGCAAGGACCUGCCAGUUUAGCCACAACAUAUACCUGAAGCAGGCUGGGAAAGUGCAUCCGACGUUUACUCCAGUUGGUGAAAACAUCUGGGUGGGAGCACCUUCUUCCACCUUCAGUGUGUCAGCUGCAAUAGAGAAAUGGUAUGAUGAAGUGAAAGACUACAGAUACAAUGACAGGAGCUGCAGCCGUGUCUGUGGACACUAUACUCAGGUUGUCUGGGCUAAGAGUUACAAGGUUGGCUGUGCUGUUCACAUCUGUCCAUCUGGGAUUACUGGAUUCAAUACUAAUUCAAUUCCUGAUCCUACGAUCUUUGUCUGUAACUAUGGAGAUGCAGGGAAUUUUCCAACUCAUCCUUAUUCAUCUGGACCGGAGUGCCGCAACUGUCCUGGUGAAACGUGUGAGAAUAAGUUGUGCAAAAAACAAACUCGAGAUCAAUCUAUAGGUUAUGCCGACUGGAAUCCUGACUUCGGUUCUGGUUCCGGUUCCGAUGCAGCUUCUGCCUCAUGCAACUCUUACUUCCUGGCUGUUGUAAUCACAAGGCCUUUGGCACUCGUUCUCAUCAUAGCAGGAGUAUACGGACUGCAGCUAGUUUACCCACACGUGUUUGCUUACGAGUGAUCGACGUUGUUUGAAACACAAAAGACAAAGAUCUGCUGAACAUACAGGCAGCAUGUAGGAAGACAGAUUUAGAGAAAAAUGAUAAUUUAAGAUUGUAACAGAGCCAGUCAGAAUGAAUACAAAAACCAUGAAAUGUUCUUCUUUUAGUAUCAGUAAAGACAGCAGUGCCUUUAAAAUA
Messenger RNA from Acipenser ruthenus (sterlet), 1142 nucleotides. RefSeq names its product GLIPR1-like protein 1. Bases 143 to 964 code for a protein of 273 amino acids. NCBI's taxonomy places the organism in Eukaryota, Metazoa, Chordata, Actinopteri, Acipenseriformes, Acipenseridae. The record is from RefSeq and is a predicted model, not a curated record. Gene Ontology annotation, cellular component: extracellular region. The transcript has 6 exons.